AUGGACAUAGGCCACGCGACCAUCUCCGAAGCAGAUCUGACACGUCUAUUGCCCACCUGUCAAAGAUGCCGUCGUCUGAGAAGAAAGUGCGACACAAAUCUGCCUGCCUGUCGUCUGUGUCAAAAGGGCAAAGCUGAGUGCACCUUUUUUGAUCAUGCCUUGCAACAGACUCUACCGCGAAGCUACGUCCAUUCACUCUUGACCCGACUGGGCCGCCUGCGUGCCGUUCAAGCAUCUGUCAAUGGGACAAAUGAGCCGCUCAGUGCCUUCAAAAUCCCUCACCAUGAACGGAACACGUCGACGACAUCCGCCAAUCUCGACCCUCCUCUCAACGAUUGGGGCACUUACACCAGCGACCUUUCAUUCGACAAGCAUUUCAUCAUAGAACAUGCCAAUCCCACAUGUUGGCAGUUCCUGGGCAGCAGCUCGCCUUAUGCCUUGGUGGUGGAAGUCCUCGUGCAUGCUCAGUCCAAGCUGGGUUCCAUGGUCCAUCACCCAGACUAUGCUGGGCCUGAGUUCUGGCUCAAUGCCCAGAGCACAGAGGUCGCCGAGCCGUUACAGCCCAGGGCUACACCGUCGCGGGCUGAGAUUGUGAUGCUCACCAACUUGUACAUGUCGACCACCAAUACCCUGAUGACCUUCUUCGACCCCGAGGACAUGACUUACGAGAUCGAUACCUAUUUGCGCCACCAUGGGUCAAAUGUCAAGUAUCUCACUGGCAAGGAAGCACAUCAGUUUUUCCGGGUUGCCAUGAUCUGUGCCAUCGCCUCGGCGAAUAAGGCGAGGCAUCACUCCGUGUACGACACCGAAUCCAUGGCCUACUACUCCGAAGGUCUGCAGUGUGUUGAAGAGGUGACUUCAGAUGUGUCUCCAGAUGCACUUCAAGCCCUUUUGCUCCUUAUUCUGUUUACUUUGUUUCAGCCACGGAAAGGCGACAUCUGGAAGCUGUUGGAUUUCGCCUGUCGUUUGAGCGUGGAGCUCAACUAUCAUACCGAGACCAACGACGAAUACGAAGACGAAAAAAGCCGCAAGAAGCGUCGCGGCAUAUUCUGGGGACUGUAUUGCAUCGAGCGGACGAUGGGCCAGCAUCUUGGUCGGCCUUCGGAUCUGACAGAAGAAAUCAUCACCGCUGAAUAUCCUGCCUCGUUGAAUGAAGCCGCGAUGGCCGAUCCAGACACGCUGCAGAUUAUUCUUACUUCACACUACUACCGACUGACAUAUCUCCGCUCCGAAGUCUUCCGCGAAUUGUACCUCCCGGCGAUUGCACCAACAUUACCCCGGAUGUGGUAUGAGCAAACCGUCGAAUCCAUGUUGGCGUGGCGGCGAGAAAUACAAUUCAUCGAGGCCACGCCUGGCAUGGGCAGCAUGACAUGCGAGUCGGGCUUUGAUACUUCCAUCUGCUUCCUAUUCCAGCCUCUGUUAUUACGAGCACUGGCGGCCACCAAAGAUUCUAUUUUAGGGCCAGAGAUUACUGAAGUCAUACCGCGCGAGAGCUACCACUCUGCCGUCAAGGUCGUUGAAUUCUACAACAAGCUCUUCCGCAGCGCCGAGGGCACUCCUUGGGGGAUGUAUCCUAUCACCAUGAUUUCGGCGCACUAUAUCCACCAAGCGACUAUAAUUAUCAUGGCACACUGUCUGUUGGCGAUCGACGGACGAUUACCGGUCGUGAGCUUUUCGAGAGAGCUCAGUGGCGAUGCAGAAGGCCCAGUGGACUUCAGUGGAAUCCAUGAGAUCUCUGGGACGUGCUUGAUCUUGUUAAACACCCUAUCCAAAAAGUGGGCCGGCAUGGUGGGCAUUUUGGAUAUCUACAAGAGUCUGCAAGCAAAGGUGUUGCCUAUCAUGAUGCGGAGUGGGCUGGGUUGA
Molecule: messenger RNA, 1863 nt
Organism: Fonsecaea multimorphosa CBS 102226
Lineage: Eukaryota; Fungi; Ascomycota; Eurotiomycetes; Chaetothyriales; Herpotrichiellaceae
Exons: 2
Coding region: 1-1863 (620 amino acids)
Biological process (GO): positive regulation of transcription by RNA polymerase II; DNA-templated transcription
Molecular function (GO): zinc ion binding; DNA-binding transcription factor activity, RNA polymerase II-specific; sequence-specific DNA binding
Source: RefSeq, a predicted model, not a curated record